AUGUCCCCCGGGAGCCGGGAGAAGCCCCCCGAGAACGGGGGCCCGAGGCCGCCGGGGAGCGAGGAGACGGCGUGGCAGAACGGGGGCCUGAGGCCCCCGGAGAGCCCAGAGAAGCCCCUGGAGAACGGGGCGCAGAGACCCCCGGGGAGCAGAGAGAGAGCGCUGGAGAACGGGGUGCAGGGACCCCCAGGGAGCGGGGAGAAAACCCUGGAGAACGGGGUGCAGAGAGCCCUCGCGAGCGAGAAGGGGGCCGAGAAUGGGGAACGGAGCUCCCCCCAGAGCAGGGAGAAGGGGCUGGAGAAUGGGGGGCAGAGGGAGUGUGGGGGUCCAGCCCGAGGGACCCCGGAGGAGAGAGCCCGAGGGAAUGGGGAGAGAUUUCUGGAGAAUGGGGAGCGGCGAGCCCCGGGGAGCAAGGAGAAGCCCCCCCGGAUGGGGAGCCCGGCCAGGACCCUGGGGAGCAGCGAGGCAGCCCCCAGGAGUGGAGGGCCGGCUCGAGGGAGCGGGAGGAGAGUCCCGCCCGGGCCUGGGAGGCUGGGCCCCGAGAAUGGGGACCCAGCCCCGGAGGGCCCCGGGAAGGCCCCCGACGCAGAACCCGCAGGCGGCGGGGACGGCGCAACCGGGGCCCCCGGCGAGACGAGGCCGGAGCCGCGGAGGCCGGAGCCAGCUCUUCCCCCGCCCCGGGAGGUGCCGGCACCCGAGGGAGACGCCGGGGACCCAGGAGGCCGGGCAGACGGCGCCGUGGAAACCGGCGCAGACGGGGAGCCCUCCCGGCCGGGGAGGAAGGGCCCCGAGACGCCGCAGCUCUUCCUGGACCUGGGCCCGCCGCCGCCACCGGGGAGCAGCGAGCAGAUCAAAGCCAAGCUGUCUCGCCUGUCGCUGGCCCUGCCCCCGCUUUCUCUUACCCCGUUCCCGGGGUCGGGCCCUCGACGGCCCCCCUGGGAGGCUGGGGACGCCGGGGUCCCUGGCGGGGAGUCCGGAGGCCCGGCGGCCCUGGGGCUGGUGGAGGACGGGGAGGACGAGGAGGAGGAGGAGGAGGAGGAGGAGGAAGAGGCCGGGGCGGCCGUCGGGGCGGGCGCGGAGGCUGCGGCCCGGGGCCCUGGGAGGGCCCGGGCAGCCCCGGUGCCCAUCGUAGUGAGCAGUGCCGACGGGGAGCCGAGCCGUCCGCUGCGGGGGCUGCUCAAAUCGCCCCGAGGGGCCGACGAGGCCGAGGAGAGCCUGGAGCUGGACCGGAAGCGCAAGAUGGUCUCCUUCCAUGGGGACGUGACCGUCUACCUCUUCGACCAGGAGACCCCGACCAACGAGCUGAGCGUCCAGGCUCCCCCCGAGGGGGACCCGGACCCUUCGACACCCCCGGCCCCGCCGACACCUCCCCAUCCCCCCAGCCCUGGAGAUGGGUUCCCCGACAGCGGCUUCGGAGGCAGCUUCGAGUGGGGGGAGGAUUUCCCCCUGCUCCCCCCCCCAGGCCCCCCACUCUGCUUCUCCCGCUUCUCCGUCUCACCUGCACUGGAGACCCCAGGGCCCCCGGCCAGGCCCCCCGACGCCGUCUGCCCCGCAGGCCCCGUGGAGAACUGAUGCCCCGAGGCCCUCCCCCGCUGCUGCCGCUGGGUCCCCCAGAAGACGGGGCUCGAGGAGGAGCCAGAGUCAUGGAGGUCCUCCGAGAGGCUCCCGAGGCUGGGCCGCAGCCCUCAUCCCCUGGAUGCCCGGCGGGAGGCGAGGGCCGGCCCCCCCCCAGCCCUCCAGAACUCGUUCCCCCACCCAGCGUGCCUCAGCCUCCUGGAGCUGAGUGAGAGGAGGAGCCCCCUCAGGACUCACCUGCGUCCAGGCCCAGCCCCGGCCCCACCCCAGGGACACGGACUGACCCGCGGGGGUACCUCAGGACUUGGGACUCCCAGCCCUACCUCCCCCGGGGCACGGCGGGGCCCAGGCCUCUGCCCCCCCCCCUUGCCCCUGUCCCCUCCCGGCCCGAGGCCAGACAUUCGUCCGUUUUCAUGUUAUUUAAAAAAAGACAGACCACUUUUUUUGGAGCUGGGCCUGAGCGUGUGUUUGUGGGGGGCUGACACCCCUGACCGGCCCCUCUCACCCAGCUGGCCUUGGACGCUUCCUAGCUGGGUGACCCUGGGCAAGUCACUUGACCUGGCUGGCCCGU
Molecule: messenger RNA, 2146 nt
Organism: Gracilinanus agilis (Agile Gracile Mouse Opossum)
Lineage: Eukaryota; Metazoa; Chordata; Mammalia; Didelphimorphia; Didelphidae
Gene: LMTK3
Product: lemur tyrosine kinase 3
Exons: 5
Coding region: 1-1572 (523 amino acids)
Biological process (GO): protein phosphorylation
Molecular function (GO): protein kinase activity
Source: RefSeq, a predicted model, not a curated record